UAUUAACAUUACAAUUUACAUGCUUUUUAAACGACUGCGAACAUUUCACGCAGCCUCCGCAAAAGCAUAGACAGAGCGAAGGAGACAGACCCAACGUAGCAGAACACAGAGACAGAGGGUCUCACCACUCUCAUCCCCAACGCAUCCUAAGGUCAACCAAACCAACCACAAUUUCUAGGGUUUUAUUUUCCAAUUUUCGCAAUUCUUCCUUCGAUCACUCUUUUUCUUCUUUCUUCCCUGCUCUUCCUUGUAACGUCACCACUACGAGUAGGGCUGUUUCGUCAUUCAUCUGCAUUCGUUGCUUAGCAUAUAACGUUCAAUUGCCUCUCUCAUUCAUCUCGUUGGGGGAAACACUGCUUUUGUUUAUUCCAGUUACUGAGUUUCGUACAGCGAACGGGCUGCUGAGACAGGGAUUGUCUUGGCUGCCAGAUUCUUUCGUUUUAUGUUUUAUGACUCUGUUGGCUUUUCAUUAUGAGUGGCGCACCUAAGAGAUCCCAUGAAGAGUCUGUUCAUCCAUCUCCGAAGCACCCGCAUGAAGAUUUGACAUAUUCGAAGUUGGUUUCAUCAUCAGUUUCAAAUGAGUACCACAGGCCUUAUGAUAUAAAUCAGGACUCACGAGUGGCAAAAGCACCCCGAACUGAAUUUCGUGAUGCAGAUAAACGAUCUCCUCUUCAUCCUGUGUAUCGGAUGUCAUCAUCUUUAAAUGACUCUCAUGCAGAUCAUCCUACUGGUCCUGAGAGCAGGACAGAAUCAAGGGAUGCCAAGGAUAUUAGAGACAUCCGGUUUGAGAAUCGUGAUGCAAAGACUGAAAAGAAGGAAUUGUAUGGUGAAGCAAGAAGGGAUCCUCCAAGUGCUAAGAGUGAAAAGGAUGUACGUGUAGAAGGUAAAGGAGAUGACUGCAAGGAUAUUAGGCAUGAUCGAGAUAGUCAUAGUGAUCUAAAAGGUGACAUCAAGACAGAUAAAGAUGGUUAUAAUGUGGUUAGCAUCCAUGUGAAUUGGAAAGAUUUAAAAGAGUACCAUCGAGGAAAAAGAUAUUCUGAUGCUCCUAGUGGGAGUUUGGACACAUGGCAAAUGUUACGUGGAAAUACACAAGGUUCAGUUGAGGUUGGGAAGGAGAGUUCAACAACUGAAGAAAGGGAUUAUGUGGAAGCUCAUGAAGCUGUUGCAGAGAACAAAGCUGAUCCUAAAGGUGAUGACAGAACUAAAGAGAAAGAUAGAAAGAGGAAGGAUGCGAAGCAUCGGGACUGGGGAGAUAGGGAAAAAGAAAGAAGUGAUCGUAAAAAUAGUACACAAGUUAGCAGUAGUAUUGUUGACUGCAAAGAACCUGCCAAGGAAGAUAGAGAUGUAGAAAGGUUAGAGAGGGAUAAAAAAGAUCUUCCAAAAGAGAAAGAAAAUUUAAAAGAGAGGGAAAAAGAUCAAAUGAAGAGGGAAUUGUGGAAUGGAAUGGAGAAAGAGGUUUCAAAUAACGAGAAGGAACCUGCUGAUGGAUUGGCAAAACUUCCUGAACAUGGAAGUCUGUUACCAGAGCAGCAGAAACAAAAGGAUGUUGAUAGCUGGAAAAAUGUAGAUAGAGAAGCUAGAGAGAAGAGGAAAGAAAGGGAGGCUGAUUUAGAAGGAGACAAGUCUGAUAAGCGAAGUAGGUGCCUUGACAAGGAAUCAAAUGAUGUGUGUGCUGAUGGAGAAGGGGUGUUGGAGAAGGAGAGAGAGGCCUAUAAUUACAGCAGUCAGCACCGUAAGAGGAUACAACGAUCUAGAGGGAGCCCUCAGGUGCCUAACCGGGAGCCUUGUUUCAGAUCCCGUGCCCAAGACAAUGAUGGGUCUCAAGGUAAAAUAGAAGUUUCUUCUGUUGUUUACAAAGUUGGUGAAAGCAUGCAAGAGCUGAUAAAAUUGUGGAAGGAAUAUGAAUCAUCUCAAUCUCAAAUAGAAAAAAAUGGUGAAAGCUCUAAUAAUGGCCCCACUCUGGAAAUUCGGAUACCAUCUGAACAUGUCACGGCUACAAACCGCCAAGUCAGAGGUGGCCAGCUUUGGGGGACUGAUGUGUACACGUAUGAUUCAGAUCUUGUUGCUGUUCUCAUGCAUACAGGUUACUGUCGCCCAACAGCAUCUCCACCUCCUAUGGCCAUACAAGAGUUGCGUGUGACUGUUCGUGUGCUACCUCCUCAAGAUUGCUAUAUUUCUACUCUGAGAAAUAAUGUACGUUCCCGAGCUUGGGGUGCAGCGAUUGGCUGUAGUUAUAGAGUUGAGCGGUGUUGCAUCCUGAAGAAAGGAGGUGGAACUAUUGAUCUUGAACCUUGCCUUACACAUACAUCAACUAUUGAACCCACCCUUGCUCCAGUGACUGUUGAGAGGACGAUGACUACCAGGGCUGCAGCUUCGAAUGCAUUGCGGCAACAAAGAUUUGUUCGAGAAGUCACAAUACAGUACAAUCUCUGCAAUGAACCCUGGAUCAAAUAUAGUAUAAGUAUUGUUGCUGACAAGGGUUUAAAAAGGCCACUGUACACAUCUGCUCGUCUGAAGAAGGGAGAAGUUUUGUAUUUGGAGACACAUUUGUCCAGAUACGAACUUUGCUUUGCUGGAGAGAAGAUGGUCAAGGCUACACCAGCAACUCAGUUGCAUGACCCUGCCUCAGAAAAGUCUCAAAAUCACCAUGCACAUUCUGCAAAUGGUGAAAAGAAUGAUUGUGAGAGUGUCUUGAUUGACUCUUUCCGUUGGUCUCGUUGUAAGAAACCCCUGCCACAGAAAGUGAUGCGUACAAUUGGCAUCCCUCUGCCUCUUGAAUAUGUUGAGGUACUGGAGGAAAAUUUGGACUGGGAAGAUGUACAAUGGUCGCAGACUGGGGUCUGGAUUGCUGGAAAGGAAUAUACCCUGGCACGGGUGCAUUUCUUGUCAAUGAAUUAAUUUGCCAUAGUUUGGGGAGGUGGGGGAUGGGUGAGUUUGUAAACCUCCUUUUUAUGUUUUUUUGGCCCGAUAGUGGGAUGAUAUAUAAUGCCUAUUUAGAAAGAUAUUGUGUCGUGUAACUCAAGAUGUCGUGUUACUCAAUAAACAAAUAUUUACAUUGUAAUUUUUCUCAGUUCA
Molecule: messenger RNA, 3075 nt
Organism: Vigna angularis (adzuki bean)
Lineage: Eukaryota; Viridiplantae; Streptophyta; Magnoliopsida; Fabales; Fabaceae
Exons: 12
Coding region: 472-2898 (808 amino acids)
Source: RefSeq, a predicted model, not a curated record